AUGGCAAAGGAAGGAACCAUCAACAUCAUUGAACAAGCAAAAGAUUACUUAGAUCACCUCAAGCAUAUAAAGCCACAAUACGAGACGUGGACUGCGAGCAAGAUUACGGUUGUGAAGGUCACUGGUCCAAUCGAAACCGAUAACUUCCCAAAUGCAAAGCUUAAGGUUGCGAGAGGUUCAUUCAGUCAGGUCUACGAAUUCAUCCUCGCUAAUUUGCCAUGCCUUAACCCGUAUGAUUGGAUCGUACUAUACAACUUUUUGCUGAGAUAUGGACAGAAGUAUGAGCCCGUUAUUGCUCACCUCAAGCAGAUGAUAAUUUCAUACAUUUAUGAGGUUGGACAAAUGGAUGCUGAAAUUGUUGUAGUGCUGAUAAGGAAGCCAAGUGUACUCCCCAAAGAUAACCCUGAUGGUUUUGACAAGAUGAAACUUGGGAAGAUACAAAAGAACAGAUGGUGUGUGGCUUUUCAAUUGAAGGGGUGA
This is a messenger RNA of Lactuca saligna, 480 nucleotides long. The record is from the annotation of a GenBank genome assembly. Lineage: Eukaryota; Viridiplantae; Streptophyta; Magnoliopsida; Asterales; Asteraceae.